UCAGCCCGGCCCCACCUGCAGGAGUCCACACCGCUGCUGCUGCUGCUGGUGAUUUUACAGCUACAUGCUCUCAGCUCCACAUCCACAGAGUCGGGCGGUAUUUUGUCAUCCAUCUGUGCGUGAUCUCCGGGGUUUAGUUCGUGCAGCUGGAGGAGCAGAAAGGAGGGAUGCGCGCAGGGUCCUUGAACGCCACAAACAAGUUGACGAGGCUGCAGGAAGACAGAAAGAGGACUAUCUCCUGUUGAUCCAGCUCUGCUUCUUAUUCCACCUCUCUCUUCCUCUAUAUGGCAAAGUUCCUGGCUGAAUUACUGGGAUGCACACUUCCAGACAAGGGCACUCCACCUUUAUUCGAGUGUCGGAGCCAACCCCACCUCGGUCUGAGGCCUUCCUCCAAACAGCGGCCAACCAUCUUUGGGACAUUAACCAAUGAGAGAUCGCUGUUUGACAACAGACUGGACAACAUGCCUCAGACACCACCGUUCACGGGGCAGCUGAACACCAGCAGCUACAACAAGAACCUGUACCAGACCAAGGAUGACAGCUACGCCGGCCUGUAUUACCAUGACAACAACCUGGCAUCCGGGUCCCUGGAGGCCCUCGUUCACCACUUGGUCCCGACUCUAGACUAUUAUCCAGAUAGGACGUACAUCUUCACCUUCCUGCUCAGCUCGCGCCUUUUUGUCCGCCCGUACGAACUCAUGUCGAAGGUGUGUCACCUGUGCAUGGAGCAACAACGACUCAGCGAUCCUCAAGCCGACAAGAUGAGAGUCCGGAAGAUCGCUCCCAAGAUCCUCCAGCUGCUGACGGAGUGGACGGAAACCUUCCCGUACGACUUCAGAGACGAGAGGAUGAUGCGGAGCCUGAAGGAGCUGACCCAUCGGCUGGCCAGUGGAGACGAGGUUUACAGGAAGACGGUCGGCCAGAUGAGCCAGGGUCUGAUCCGGAGGCUGACGGUGCUCAGCCAGUACGAGGAGGCGCUGGUCAAGAUCAACGCCACGGCGGCGGAGCGACUGACGGCUCUUAAGGCGAAGCCCCAGGCGUCCAUCCAGAGAGACAUGCUGUCCAUCUGCAACGACCCGUUCACCGUCGCCCAGCAGCUCACGCACAUAGAACUGGAGAGACUGAGUUACAUCGGACCUGAAGAAUUCGUCCAGGCCUUCGUCCAGAAAGACCCGCUGGACAACGAUAAGAGCUGCUUCAGUGAUCACAAGAAGGCCAGCAACCUGGAAGCUUACGUUGAAUGGUUCAACAGACUCAGUUAUCUGGUGGCUACAGAGAUCUGCAUGCCUGUGAAGAAGAAGCACCGAGCUCGAGUCAUCGAGUUCUUCAUCGACGUGGCACGCGAAUGCUACAACAUCGGCAACUUUAACUCCCUCAUGGCCAUCAUAUCUGGGAUGAACAUGAGUCCUGUGUCACGGCUCAAGAAGACCUGGAGUAAAGUCAAAACGGCCAAGUUUGACAUCUUAGAACACCAGAUGGAUCCUUCCAGCAACUUCUACAACUACAGAACGGCGCUGAGAGGAGCCACACAGCGGUCGAUCACCGCCAACAGCAGCAGAGAGAAGAUCGUCAUACCUUUCUUCAGCCUGCUCAUAAAAGACCUCUACUUCCUCAACGAGGGAUGUGCCAACCGGCUCCAGAGCGGACACAUCAACUUCGAGAAAUUCUGGGAACUCGCCAAACAAGUGAGCGAGUUCAUGGCGUGGAAGAAGGUGGAGUGUCCGUUUGAGAAGGACCGCAAGAUCCUGCAGUACCUGCUGACCGCUCCAGUGUUCACCGAAGAUGCGUUGUAUCUGGCGUCGUACGAGAGUGAAGGUCCUGAGAACAACAUGGAGAAGGACAGAUGGAAGUCUCUGAGAUCCACUCUGCUAAGCAGGGUCUAAACUCAAGAAACCAGAAAGAAGACAAACACCUGACAAGCGAGCCGCGCCCCGUCGACGCCGCCGUUGUCUAAACGAAGUAUCCCCGUGUUGGAAGGGGAAACGACAAUCUCUACUUUGGCUGGCGAGGAUCUUUAAUGUUCCCCGCCAGCUUCAGGUUUCUAUUAAGCUCUGCUUGUCCUCACCCUCGCGCCUCUUUGUGCUGUAUAUUUCAGGACAGCUCCUCUCUUUGUAUGACUUUAUAGUCUUUUUUAAAAAAAACAAACGCUACAAACCUUCACAGUAAAAGCCAACGGGGUCGCCAAGGUUUCUCGUCUGAAACAUGUCGCCCCGAUAAACCUUCUGUGAGCGUAAACGUUGAGUCGUUGGGGUUGUUUGUUCCCCCUCCUCCCCGCUAGUUUUCAACACGUUUUUUUCAAAUGACGCUACAAAGUUAGCCGCUGGUUGGCUAACGCAACAGAAACGCUACUCGCGCUGGUUCCACAAGCCAGCGAUCCUUUGUACGGAGAACUCAGAAGUUGCCCGCAACACUGUUGUUUAUCAUUAAGCUAGCCAUUAUUUGUAGUUUUGUUUCCUUCCUUUUGUACGAUACCUCUCUCACUUCAUGUUUUGUUAAUUGUGAUGUGUAAGAAAAAGAAAAUGCACUGGCUGCAUUUUAAAGAACAAGUUUUUUUUUGUUUGUGUUGUAUAACGUUUUGUGAUUUUCUAAAACAAGAAGCAACACAUCCUUAUUGUUUGAAACACUCAUGGCCUCAGUAUGCUUCGAAUGAAUGAAAGCGUCAGUAAUUGGGGUUUAAGACACUGUUGGAUGCUCUGACAAGCUCUUCAUUUGAAGCCCACUGAGGCCUUUAGCAGUGAGCUUAACUGGAAGGUGUGAUGAUAGCGUGUUUCCUGUUGUUCCUGAUAAUCAGUGUUAAAAUAGCCCCACUGCUGCUGAGAAGAUAAGCCAGGGCUGGAUGCUACCAUUCAUACUUUCCCCUUUUGUUCCUGCUCUAAAUGUAGAAUAUGAGUGUGCUUGUGCUGCCCCCUGUUGGUUCAGUCAGAAAAGUGAAUGUGUGAAUAAUGUGAACUGAGGAUUUCUGUUUAAACAUGCUAAAUAAUAUCCUUUUUUAUUUUUCAUAUCAUUAAAAACUAGAUUCCUCCAUAUGUUUUAUUUAUAAAUCUAUUUGUGUAGUCCCAUUACGUCCUCAUGCCAGCUAUUGUUUUAUUGUUAUUUAAUUUUGUAUUUGGUACAUGCUUAAGUAGUCCUCGGAUUUUGGCUUAACUGUUCUUUUUAUAGACAAGUUUGUUUGAGACACUUAUUUUUCAAGGUACUUGCUCAGAGUAUGAUGUUAAACGACGGAUGUCUGCUUUGCCUUGACCGCUCCUCCCUCAACGCAGAGUGCUGUUGUGGUUUAUUGUGUACAUACUGUGUUUUGUUUUUUUCCCUCCCUGUGUUCAUUCAUUUGUAUUUGGACUGUUAAAAUGGAAUAGAGGAACCGUUUAUAAAUGAACUAGUAGUGUUUAAAAGAGAAAGUUAAUAAAAGGAUGUUUAAAAGUA
This is a messenger RNA of Sebastes umbrosus (honeycomb rockfish), 3420 nucleotides long. It is a transcript of the gene rasgef1ba, whose product is annotated as RasGEF domain family, member 1Ba. Gene Ontology annotation, molecular function: guanyl-nucleotide exchange factor activity. The transcript has 16 exons. Lineage: Eukaryota; Metazoa; Chordata; Actinopteri; Perciformes; Sebastidae. The record is from RefSeq and is a predicted model, not a curated record. Gene Ontology annotation, biological process: positive regulation of GTPase activity; Ras protein signal transduction. Bases 285 to 1883 code for a protein of 532 amino acids. Gene Ontology annotation, cellular component: plasma membrane.